This is a messenger RNA of Strigops habroptila (Kakapo), 5828 nucleotides long. It is a transcript of the gene FBRSL1, whose product is annotated as fibrosin like 1. Bases 2407 to 5502 code for a protein of 1031 amino acids. Lineage: Eukaryota; Metazoa; Chordata; Aves; Psittaciformes; Psittacidae. The record is from RefSeq and is a predicted model, not a curated record. The transcript is spliced from 15 exons.
UUUUUUUGCAACCCCACCCAGAUAGUUGCUGUUGUACAAAAGAAGUACGUUUGGAAGAGCUGCUUGGGUGUAGCUGAUCACAUAUUCACCCUGUUAGCUUCAGCUGGCUUGUAGAGUUCCUGUAUCCAGAACAUUGAGAACACAGAGCUUUUUCAAAUAAAACUAGCUGUUCCCUAUGUCAGAUCAGUUCAUGUCUGUACAGAUGGUUUCUCAACUGGAUUAGCCAGUAACAUCCUUGGCAAAGGCUCUGAAUGAUGGGUUUUGUUCAUUUGGGUUUGGGGGAUUUUUUUGUUUCUCUGAUCAUACUCAUAAAGGAAAAAUUGCAAAGAAGAGAGCCAAAGGAAAGUCAAGAGGCAUUGUACUAGAAGGAAAAGAUUAUAGCAGGGAGGCAUAAUGUAUCAAGUGAAAGACCAUUCCUGUCUAUUGAGGAUUUUCUCAGGAAUGUGAAUGUACAUGUCUACCAGAAGAAUGGGAAAAGAAGGGCUGACACUUUGUGGGGUUCAGACAAAAGAAUAUAGAUCCUUUUUUCAUUCACAUCAGGUGGUCCAUGGAAAUUAAAUUGCCCUCACAGUGCAGGGGGGAGUUCCUGUCCAGAAUGGAUCACAGCAUGGUGGUGACUGUAAAGAGGUUUUCUCUUCCACUACCUUGCUCCACGGGGCAUUUAUUUGAAGAGCAUAAUUAGGAUAUGCAUCUGGAAAAAAACACCACCAGGCACAGCUACAGUGACAUACUAGAACCCAAGUGUAUUUUAGUCUACUGUGGAUGAUAGAAAGGGAACUGAGACGAGCAGCAUCAAAACUUACUUCCCAUGAAAUCUCUCUCUCCAUUUCUUCACGUACUUUGGCUUAUUCACAUAUAAACCUCCUUCUGUAAGGAAGUUAGGCUAUUUAAAUGCCAUGAAAGAAGACUGAUUUAAGAGGAAACUUGAAAAAGAGAGUGAAGACCUGGCAGGUGAGGACAGGAAAGAUGUCUGUGCUUUGGACAGAGGACACAGAGAAGCUUGGCAAACCCUUGGCCUGGGGUUUAUAGUGUGGCUGUCAGCGCCGCAGCUGAUUUCUCCAAGAGCUGGGAGGUGGUGAAGGAAGUUUGUCGUUGGCUGAGUUAGUCUUAGAUUGGGGAGGGCGGUGAGAUGCAGGAACUGAGAGUCUUUUAGGUUUUUUGGAGACAGGGAUGAGAAGAUUGUUUGUGAAAGCAACUGGAAUGGGGCAUGGAAAAAUCCAGGAAGGCUGUUUUACCCACGGGGUGAAACUCUCUCUUUGGUUUGGACUGUAGCCAGUGGCACAGAGUAACAGAAACGAUGGAAUUCGUGCAUCUGCUGCUUGGCCGGUCCUUGCUGGAGACUGUCAGGGCAAAUGGAGCUGCCUGUUCUGGAACCAUUUUAGCUAGAAUCAGCUCCCAGAAGACGGUUGUUAAUAACUCAUGUCUCACCAGCCCUCUCCUCCUUCACUCCACUCCCUAAAAACUGGGCUGAGAGACUGUGCAGGAAUUUGGGCUCUCUUGGGUAGGCCAGCAGCAAGGCGAUGGGCUCUUGCUGAGGUAAUCUGCUAAAGCCAUUCCCAUUUUGCAAAGCAGCCACAAUUCAAAGCACAGUCGUGUUUGAACAUUGGACUGACUUUUCUGUCUAUUUUAAUGCUUUAAACAGGGCUGUGCAUUCAGCAGUUAUUUGUGUAAGCAUUCUCCAGGCAUUUGAAAAAGCCUUCUGUUCUCCAGAAAAGAGGAGGAAAGGGGCCGGAAGGAACUAUGUGGGGCAGAGUAGGGGCAAGUGAUAGGGGAGCAGCCAAAAAGAGGGGUUUGGCUGAGCUUGUGUGUGGGUGACUGUGGGCAGACACAGUGCUGCACAUAGACUUGCUAGGGCUCUCCCACACCUGGUAUUAAAUCAGAAGAAAGCCUUCCACCUUCUGUUGCUGGGAGUUAUGCUCUUUAGAGCCGAGUUCGACAGUUGUUAUUGCAAUUUUGUGGUGCUCUUUUGAUUUACAGCUGUUUUUACGACCAUUGAGGCAGCCACAAAUCGAGGAAAUCUCAUAAAACAGAGAGUAAACGUCUCCUUCACAACCCAGGCAGAGUUUUGGCAUCCGUGCUUAUUCCAUAGAGCAGGAUGUGUAAACAAUAUUGUGUCCCCUGAGUGGCUGAUAUCAGUACAGUUAAGUGGUAACAGCUUGAAAAAUGCAUUUCUCGUAUAUUAGCGGUAAAACUCGAAAUGGGCCCCCAGGCUAAAGUAAAUUGGUGACAUUUUGCAGCAGAAAGGGAACAAAAAAAAUGAGGGCAAGGAUUGAAAAUGCAGAGCCCCAGCUUUGAAAGCAGUGGGACUGGAGCCAGAGUUGGAUUUAUCUGCAUUAUUGCAGUAUGGAAAUAAAUGGAUCCACCACACUUGUUGCAGAGCAUAUCUAAUUGGAGAAGACAUAUUACAUGUUAGCCGCAAACGGUGGACGGCCCCCUUCACCGCCGCCUUACACAGAAGAUGAGGCUUCUGUAGGCUCUGAGAAGCUGUUCUCCCCUGCAGCAAAUAAAGGUCCCACCUUGAAUGACAAGCCAGAAGCAAAAGCAGCCAAUGUCCCAAAGGUGUCUGGGCUAGAGCGGAGCCGGGAACUGAGCACCGACGUGCCCUUCGCCCUGCCUAUCCCCAGCCCCCAGCCAGUAGCUGCCGUUGUGACUUCUACUUCCUCAGCGCCCACGUCAAGUGCCAGAGCAAGCCCACUGUUGAAGAAGGAGCCAGUGAUUUCAGCACCAGCACCACCAAGGCUCACGCCUCAGCCGCAGCCUCGGCCACAGUCACAACCUCAACCUCGGCCGCAGUCGCAGCCUCAGUUAAUACCAGAGCUUCGGACCCAGCCUCCGAGUCACAUCCCUCCACCUCUCAACUACCAAGUGCAUCACCAGGUGGCCCACAACGGACUCAAUAAUAUCAGCCGGAGCAGCAGUGCUAGCAGUGCAACAAGCAUCAGCCUCCCGAAGCACCUUCCCCUGUCGCCCCAGAUUCCUCCGCACCAUUCCUCCGGCCCAGCUCUGCCCCUCUCCAUCUCUAAUCUUGCUACCUCGCACUUCUCUCUCAGAUCGCAGACCCAGCACCAGCACCAUCCGGCCAUGUUCGCCACCCCACCUACGCUGCCACCUCCACCAGCGUUACCUACCAACAGCCUCGUGAUACCAGGUCACCCUGCAGAUCACGAACUGCUCAGGCAAGAGCUGAACAACCGGUUUUUGGUUCAGAGUUCGGACCGGGCCGCUGCCUCACUUGGCCCGGUGCCGCUGCUGAGAGCGGAGUUUCACCAGCACCAACACACGCAUCAGCACCAACACACCCACCAGCACACAUUCACUCCUUUUCCAUCCAGCUUGCCCCAGACGCCGCUCAUGCCGCCCUCUGCACCUCCCAUGGUGCGUACCCCAGCCCAAAAUUUUGACAAGUACGCUCCCAAAUUAGACAACCCUUACUUUCGACAUUCCAACUUCUUUCCAACCUAUCCUCCAGCAAUGCCUGGAAUGCCACCCAUGCUUCCACAUUCAGGUCCCUUUGGGUCACUUCAGGGAGCAUUUCAACCGAAGACUUCAAACCCUAUUGAUGUAGCAGGUAGACCAGGCACAGUCCACCAUACCCUGCUGCAGAAGACUCCAGGGGUGUCAGACCCUUAUAGGCCUCCAGUAAGAGUAAGUAAGAAGCCCGGGAAGUGGUGUGCGGUUCAUGUACAGAUCGCCUGGCAGAUCUACCAUCACCAGCAAAAGAUAAAGCAAAUGCAGCUGGAUCCCCACAAGCUAGAGAUAGGUGGUAAACUUGACCUGUUCAGCAGACCUCCCGCCCCUGGGGUGUUUCCAGGCUUCCAUUAUCCACAGGAUCUUGCCAGGCCUCUGUUUUCUACCACAGGUGCGACACAUCCAGCCACCACCCCUUUUGGUCCUUCACCUCACCACAGCAGUUUCCUGCCCACUAACCACUUGGCAGGUAAGUAUCCAUUUAGCAGGUCAAGCACCUUCAGCGGCCUUGGGAACUUAGGCAGCAAUGCCUUUGGAGGAUUAGGCAGUCAUGCUCUGACUCACAACAACAUUUUUACUCACAAAGACGGCCCAAACCUGCAGAAUUUCAAUAAUCCCCAUGAGCCAUGGAAUAGACUCCAUCGGACCCCACCGUCCUUCCCAACACCUCCACAGUGGCCCAAGCCCACUGAUUCUGAGCGAAGCUCCUCAGUGACAAACCAUGACAGAGACAGAGAGCGGGAGCGAGAGCCCGAGAAGAGGGAUCUUUCUCUGAGCAAAGAUGACAGAGACAAAGAGAGAGACCUCAUGGAUAAAAACAGACAUUCAAACAGAUCCUCACCGGCAUCGGCUCCAGUGACACAUCAGAUAAGCAAUCUCAUCCGCAGCAACAGCCAAACCUCCAGUGAUCCCAUCAGGCAGGUUAGCCUCAGUGAAAGGGAAAGGUCCAAAGAACCCGAGCGAGAGCACCCUGACCGGCUGAGAGAGCCGCCCAUAGCAGAACAUAAGAUUAAAGAGAGCCGUUCCCCAGUGAAGGAAACUCCAAGCCAUGAUAAGAGACCCUCUGAGGACAACACAAAGCCAGUAAUCCAGUCUGUAUCCCCAUACAGCAAACCUGCACUAAGCGAGAGCUUGAAGCUUACCAAUCUAAUGAGCAAGGACAUGGAGAGAAAGACAGAGCUUCCCAGCGACCUCCAGAAGAUUAAGAAUGACAUCAAAGUCAAAGAGGAGAGGAAGGAAGACAGUGAUGUGCUGGUGGUAGGGUCUGAACCCUCACAGCACUCCCGAUCAGUGGAGCAUCCCCCACCACCUACUUUGCAUGGAUUAUCAUUGCCUCAUUCAAUGGCUGCCUCUAUGCCCAUCUCCAUGGGCAGCGUGCACCAGAUGAACAACAUGAAUGUUCUGGACCGCAGCAGAAUGAUGACCCCGCUCAUAGGCAUGAAUCCUUUGUCAGGAAGAGAGAGGCUGCCACAUCCCGGAUUUUCUUGGGACCCAAUGAGGGACCCAUUGCGAGAUGCCUACCGGAGCUUAGACCUGCACCGUCGAAUGGACUUCCAGCUCCGGACGGAUCCUAUCCAUAGGUUCCCUACCACCUCCGGAUUUUACGACCAUGAGCGUUCUUAUAGAGACAGGGAACCGCACGACUAUAACCAUGAAAACCUUCUUGAAGCCCGCCGAGAGCAGGAGCGGUUGCGGCAAGUGGAGGAAAGAGAGCGCUUGCACUUACGGGAAGAACUUGAGCGUGCCAGAAUGCACCACUUGCACUCGUCCCCCAUCGAAAGUCACCUGGCACACGUGCCAUCCUUCAUGCCUCAUUUAAGCGGGAUGCAUUACCCCAGACUGAGUCCAUCCACUGCCAUGCACAAUGGGAUUUUAAACAGGAACCCACCAACCGCAGCGCUGAGCGCCCCACCGCCUCUCGUACCAGCGAGCAGCACCAGACCUGCCUCCCCACGCAGGACUACUCCGCUCACAAACUCAGAGGCCAGGGACUAUUCCCCCUCUAGGAACCCCAAAGAAGUAGAGGCACGAUAGUCCCCACCAGUGAAUUUUCAACUCACCUGUAUAUAACACAAGCAAACAAAGAAACAAACAGAAAAACAAACAGAAAAAAACCAACAACAGAAACCAACAAACCUUUUACAAAAUGCACUGCUGUAAACUUUUUUUUUUUGUUUUUAAAUGUAAAAUUUGUAGAAGUUAAGCACAUUUCCAUAAAUAACGGGGUCGGGGAUGCAGACUUUCCAACAAGAAGGUUGCUGAGAAUGGGAAUUUAAUAUAUAGGUCUUGAUUUUUGGUUUUGUUUUUUUGUUUCUGUGCUAAAAAAAAAAAAAAAAAGAAAAACCACAAAAAAAAAAGGA